AUAGGGCGACCAGCGCUCAAUCGUAUGUCGUUUAUUUUUAUCUUCACCUGGUUCCGUACUGCCAUUAUGUAAAGUCGCAGGAAACCGAGAGUGUUUUGGUUUAUUUACGGUAAAAACAAACAUAAUUUGCCGACAUUCUUUGGAUAGCGGUUGCCAAAAUUGUGGAAUACCCGAGGAAAAUGGUGCACAGCUGAACUUGUGAGUAAGGUCGUACAACAACGAAUAUAUCAGUCUUUGGGCGUGGAGCGAUUCGACCCGUUGGAAUGCUCUUACACAUCCAACAUCAGCUGCCGGGAAAGCUCUCACCAUCGCUCGGUCAUGGGUCCUUGCUUCAGCAGCUUCGUUCGCUUAUCGCGAACAAGAGAGUGCUGGCUGGGGUCACCGAUCGGAAACCGGUUUUGAGCUGUGCAACUGUUUGUCCGUCCAAAUGUUACCAUCAGAACAGUGACGCAAAACGCUUGCUUGCUGGCCGUUCGAAUGCACCUUUCUACAAGUGCUUCUCUUCGUCACUCAAGAAGGAAGGAUUCCAAAUCAAGUCCGUGGAGGGAACGGAAAUCCUGCAGAAAGUGCUCGAGAAAAACAGGCAACUGCUGCAGGAGAAGAAGAAUGUUAUCAUCCAGGAUAUUCGGGAGCGCAAGGAGAAAGUCAAGGAACGGGUGGAGGAGGUUAUUGAGCGUGAAAACGUGAUGACGAUUCCCAAUCUGCUGUGCGUCGGUCGGAUUGUUUUGUCACCCUAUUUGGGUUACGUUAUUGUGCAAUCGGAAUUUUCUCUGGCAAUGGGAAUGCUGGUGGUGGCCGGACUGACGGAUCUGGCCGAUGGAUUUAUCGCGCGUAAUUGGCCCGGCCAAGCAAGUCGGUUGGGUUCGUUUCUGGAUCCGAUGGCGGACAAGAUCCUCGUUGGAUCGCUUGUCAUUUCCAUGAGUUGUGCCGAUUUGCUGCCGCUGUGGCUCUCCGGAAUGAUUCUGUUUCGUGAUGUGUUCCUGAUAGCAGCGGGUUUCGUUAUCCGUUAUAUUAGUCUACCUCAGCCGCGGACACUGUCACGAUAUUUCGACGUGACGCACGCCACUGCCCAGCUCGAGCCUACCUUCAUCAGCAAGGUGAACACUGCCGUACAGUUGGCCACGGUGGCCAUCACUCUGGGAGCACCGAUAUGGAGCUACGUGGAUCAUCCAUAUCUGCAUGGGCUCUGGUACUUGACGGGAGUGACCACAGCGGCAGCCGCUCUCAGCUACAUAAUUAACAAGGAUACGUACAAAAUUUUGAAAAAGCAGUCAAAAUAACGGCAGUUUUAUUCGAGACAAAGUCAAUAACCUUUUUAACCUUUGUUUUGGUCCGCAAGUUUAAAUCUUUCGUGUUGGUAAAUAGCCAAACAUUGUACAUAAAAUUAUUCCAUUAAAGUUUUUGUUUCGGCCAAAAAAAAAAUCCAUCGGAUUUCCUAAUCAUUGCAUAUCCACUGGCUUUGACUCUCUGUAUCGUUAGUUCAAUGUUUGUUUUCGUCGCAAUUUUUUUCGCUAAAUACGAUUGUUUUUCCGUGGCCUAUAUUAUCAGACGCGUUCGGACGCAAGACAACAAGUCAACAAUAUCACAUUCAGCGUUGCCAAUGUUCCAGUUUAAACUGGAACUGUAAACUGCGCAUACACAAGAUGUUCAAAUGCACAAGGUGGGUCGUUCGUUGUUCUACCAACACUCCUCCUCAACGAACAUUGCCAUCCUUUGACGACAAACCUAGAAUUCGUGCGAACUUCUGUUGUUUAACUGAACCCACCGGCUUAGUGAGUAUAUCAGCCACCAUAUCUUCACUGGGACAGUAUUGCAACUCCAUGCAACCAUCAUCACACAGCUGCUUCACGAAAUGUCCUAGCACCUCGAUGUGCUUGGACUGACGAUUCUUUCUUUCCGAACUGACGAACUGAAUACAGCUUUGAUUGUCCUCCAUCACCUUGACCGGAUCACUCAGUUGUUCGCCCAUAUUCUUCAGCAAGUUUCGAAGCCAAAUCAGUUCUUGACUUGCUUCACUCAGCGCCACAUAUUCGGAUUCCAUCGAAGACAGUGUGACGCAACUUUGUCUCCGACUUACCCACGAUACUGCCGCACCGGCAUAGUGGAAGACGAAACCAGUUGUAGAUUUCCUUGUAGCUGCAUCACCGGCCCAAUCGGCAUCCGAAUAGCCAAUUAAUUCUCCACCAGUGUCGCUAUACGUUAAUUUCCACUCUUUUGUCGAAUUCAGGUAACGUACAACUCGUUUAGCCGCCACCCAAUCCGACUCCGUUGGCGAAUUCACUUUCCGGCCCAAUAUCGCCACGCUGGCUGCUACAUCCGGUCUAGCACAUACGGAAAUGUACAGCAGCGCUCCAACGAGACUCCGAUAACCCGUCCCGUCUGUUAAUUGAGGACUCUUAUCUUCCGUGCUCGGGAAACCCUCUUCCAUUGGCGUCUUCGCUCGCUUCGCAUCGCGGAGUCCAAACUUUUCCGCAACACGAUCGAUAUAUCCUUGCACCGAAAUACUGUACUUCCUAUCUUCACUAUCGAUUUCUAGUCCCAGGAAGUAAUUGAGGUCUCCAAGAUUGGUGAUUUCGAAAUUUCGUUUCAGAACCGUGUACACCAUUUCAAUCUCCGCUUCAUCUUCGCAACCCACCAAAAUAUCGUCCACAUACACAAUUAAAUAUACACGUUUCCCAUGAACUAGCAUUGUGUAUAAACAUGGAUCAGCAUCACUUUGACUGAAUCCCAUAUCCAGAAGAACACCAUGCAAUCGUUGAUUCCAGCAUCUAGCGGACUGUUUGAGUCCGUAAAUGCUUUUUCUCAGACGGCAUACCAAAUUUUCCUUCCCUUUCAUCGAGUAUCCAGGUGGCUGCUUCAUGAAGAUUUCUUCGUUCAAAUCACCGUACAAGUAGGCCGUUUUGACAUCAAAAUGUUUCAACUUAAUUACCUUCUUGCUUGCAACGGCUAGAAGGACUCGUAGUGUGGUGUGGCUGGAUACUGGUGCGAAAAUCUCGUCAUAAUCCACUCCGUAUUUUUGGGAAUAUCCUUGAGCCACUAGACGAGCUUUAUAUUUGGUGAUAUCUCCAGCUGCGUUCCUCUUCAGCUUAUACACCCAGCGACAACCAACCGCUUUCCGCCCAGCAGGUAGGCUAACAAGCUCCCAUGUUCCAUUCUGUUCAUGAGAUUUCAGCUCGUCGAUCAUUGCAUUUUUCCAGCUUUCCUUCUGUUCACAAGUUACAGCUUCUUUGAAAAAACUUGGUUCAAUUAUCUCUGUAUUCAGGGGACACGCUGCGAAAAUUUCCUCAAUCAGCCUCACAGGAGCGACACCUUUCGUAGACCUCUUCGAACGCCGAGCUACUUCGUCUAAAGUAAAACCAUGAAACGAUUGGUUUCCUUCAGAAGCGCUGUCGUAAAACGAAUCACUCGGAUCACAGCCAUAUUCCGAAUCCAUCACUUCUUCUACGGACUCCGAAUUUCCUUCGGAUGAUGUUGAGGUAACACCAGUUUCAACGGUAGACUCAUUGCCUGGUAACGUCAGUGGUACUUCCAAAUCUCCUCCUGUUUCUUGGCCCUGGCCCUGAACAACCUCGUUCGCAUCGAACAGUUCGAGAAAUUUUGCAUCUCUACUGAUCGUUAUCAUAUCCGUUGCAGGGUUCAAGAAACGAUACGCUUUACGACCGUCUGCAUAGCCUACAAAUAUCAGCUUUCCAGCUUUAAGAUCCAGUUUGCGUCGUUUUUCUUUGGGAAUAUGCACGUACGCCUCUGAUCCAAAGACUCUUAGGUGACCAUAUGAAGGCUUCUUCCCAUUCCAGAGUUCGAACGGUGUCUUGCAUAUUGUAGAUGAAGGCAAACGAUUCUGCAAGUAGUUCGCAGUGCAAAUCGCUUCACCCCAGUACUUUUUGCUCAACCGUGACUCCGCAAGCAUACACCGCAGCAUCUCAACAACAGAGUGGUUCUUCCGUUCGGCCACGCCGUUUUGUUGUGGAGAAUAUGGUGCAGUUUGUUCGUGAAUUAUGCCACAGCCGGCGAAAAACUUUCUCAACGUGCCACCGAUGUACUCGCCACCACCGUCAGAACGAAUUUUCUUCGGAUAAUUCCCAAACUGAUUCUUCACUAGACUGCAAAAAACCCGAAUUUUCUCUUCCGCGUCCGAUUUUCGUCGCAACAAAUACAACACCGUAUAACGACUAUAAUCGUCUACUAGAACCAUGUAGAAUCGAUUACCACUAGGUGUUUCCUCUUCCAUCGGACCGCCCAAGUCACUAUGCAUCAAAUCUCCCACUGCUCUAGACUUUCUGUCCGACACUUUUGGGAACGAUUCCCGGAACAUUUUCCCCUCACAGCAUGGACCACACAUCGUUUGUAUCUCACAAGUUGCUAUUUUCAAACCAUAUCCCAGGUUUUCGCGCACUAUUUUGUCCACAGCUUGAACGUCACGAUGUCCGAAACGACGAUGCCACAAAUGACGACACAAGUUUGAAUGUUUCGGAUCCACUAGAAACGCAUUUUCUGGAGCUUGCUUCAAGUGGUACAAUCCCCCCUUACGCUGACCAACUAGAACUGUUUCCUCUCCUUUCAAGAUACGGCACUCCGUUUCUCCAAACAGCACCCGGAAACCUAAGUCUGUGAUUCUACUCACCGACAGCAAGUUGCCAGCGAGAGAUGGAACGUGUAACACAUUUUCCAGUCUCACAUUAACCUGGACUCCAUCACCAUUGAAUGAAGUCAAUUUUCCCGUACCACUUCCAGCUGAUUUGAUGGAUUUUCCAUCCGCCAAACAAACCGACGUGGCUUUGGUACUAUCCACAGCAUUCAACAACGACGCGUCACUCGUCAUAUGAGCCGUUGCACCAGAAUCUAAGUACCAAAAACCAGCACCUCUAGCUUCACCUGCCAGUAAGCACACUUCAACAUUAGCGCCUGAUUUUACAGCCAAACUCGCUUUCUGGCAAUCCGUCUUCUCUUUCUCACGUUUGUCCUUCGCCAAUUUACGGCAGUCCCGCCGAAAAUGUCCUUCCUUUUUGCAGUAAUGGCACAACUGUUCUUUCUUCAAAUUGUUCUUAUAUACACUCUUCAAUUUAGCGGUGUUUAUCACUAGUGCCUUUUCAUUGACAAUUCCACUGACACUUUCAGCACGACGUCGACCUUCGUCAAGCAGUUUCCCUUUCACAAAGUCCACUGUGAGGUCUGCAUCCGGUCGACUCUCCAAUGCAACGAUCAAACCGUCAUAUGAUUGGGGAAGACUGGACAACAUCAACGCGACGAACCAGUUGUCCCUCACUUCCUCCCCUAGCGCCACUAACCGGAGACGAAGAGUCACCAUCUCUUUCAAGUGUUCAGCCAUAUUACCAUUUUCCGCCAUUCUAAUGGUAAUCAAUUGACGCACAACGUGAAUUAUGCUGGACAACGAUGCGCGUUCGUGAUAGUCUUUCAGCGCAUCCCACAUCUCCUUUGCCGUUUGCUUCUCAAUCACGUGAAUUAGCUGCGUGUCCUCCAAUGCCAAACCGAUAACCGCCUGCGCUUUCUCAUCAUUUGAGAUCCAAGUCGCAUCCACGGCUUCUGGCUUCGGAUCAGUUACCACUUUCAGCAGCUUUUCCUUCGUUAAAAGCAAACGCAUCUUAAAUUUCCACACUGCGUAAUUUCCGUCGUUUAACUUUUCGACUAUUGCUUUUGUAUCUGCCAUCUUGUUUUUCACAAGUACACAAGGCUUACUUGCAAAGUCUUAAUGCGCUAUGCACACGGCUAAUACCGGUGAAAAAGUCCACAAUCACGUUUAAAAAUAACACCAAAACUUAUGCGCUUUCCACGACAACUGGGCCCAUAACCUGUUGGACUGAGGUUCCAGUGGAAUGAAAGGCCAAGUUUAAAUAAUUAAACGGAUGAAUUAUAGUUUUAUUAAUAACUAGAUGUGUUCACUGCGCGUUCUAAUUUUUGAAUGAACAUGAUUGUUCAAGCACACAGCAGAAGGCUGAUGGUGUGCUCUCGCUUUGCUAUGAUGCCACCGUGCGCAUACACAAGAUGUUCAAAUGCACAAGGUGGGUCGUUCGUUGUUCUACCAACAUCAUUUACAUCUGUUUUUACAUCAAAAACAACGUGAUAAUUGGAUUGUUUGGCAUCCAUCCAUAAAAUGCGGAAAGUCAAGGCAUGGUUUUAUUGAAUAGUGACUUCAGAUUCUGGACUGGUCAACUUGUUAGUAGAUGCAGCUUACAAGCAGUAUGAGAGAUUUGAAGAGCUUAAACGAGCAGUAUCUUCUGCGUAGAACGAAAUACACACUACAACAUGGCGCAACUUAGUCAAAACCACCCUGAAUGGAUUAUUUGAACUGAUUGAGAACUAGAAUGACUCACGAACUAGAAACUUAUUGUAAUUCAUGUGAAAUUGACGUUGAUGUGUAAAUGAGUGAAUUUAUUUUUCAUCAGAUUCUAUAGUUAUGAAACACUGGAAUUUUAGUUUUUAGAAUGUUUCGCGCCUGAACACAACAGUAAAGUUAAAAUGGCCAGUCUUUUAAAUGAAGAUAGUUAUUAUAUCCUAUCACUAUAUACUUCAAUUCAUCCUAGUUCUUACUUAUCUCUGGAAACUCACGAAAAUGAGUGGUGCUCUAGUUGUGAAACGCGGUGUAGAAUCGCUAGCAGACUUUGAUUUAGAUGCAAUUGUGAAUCAUUUUGCUUCAGCUAAAGCACGCAAGGCAAAGAUUUGACUAGGCAAUAAACGAAGCAAUGAUAUUUCUGGAUUUCUGAAUACGAAUAAACUGCUCAAAGUGAGCAUUGGUAUAUGUGAGUAGUUUUCUCAAAGUAUCACAUUCUCAAAGUUCCUGCCAAUUCAAUUCAGUUCUUUGAUUUAGAGAGGCUUUAAACUUUGCAGUUCAUUCGCCUCUAGGGUCGACAAUGUUUUAUAUGUACCUAGACUUAAAUUAUUAGCAUAAGUUAGUAUUAGUCUGUAGGAGUUCAUCGAAGACUGAACACAAAUAAAUAAAUUUUGUACUUAGGUGCCAA
Messenger RNA from Toxorhynchites rutilus septentrionalis, 6974 nucleotides. It is a transcript of the gene CLS, whose product is annotated as probable cardiolipin synthase (CMP-forming). NCBI's taxonomy places the organism in Eukaryota, Metazoa, Arthropoda, Insecta, Diptera, Culicidae. The transcript has 3 exons. Gene Ontology annotation, cellular component: mitochondrion; membrane. Gene Ontology annotation, molecular function: cardiolipin synthase activity. Bases 264 to 1280 code for a protein of 338 amino acids. The record is from RefSeq and is a predicted model, not a curated record. Gene Ontology annotation, biological process: cardiolipin biosynthetic process.